AAACGACUGGAGGAAGCGAUUCUGGGGUUUCUGCGUCCCGCACUUCAUGUUCAAAAAGAUGCGCUGCGGCCCCUGUCAGGGGACGUGAAAAGGCGUGGUGGGCUUCAGCCAGCCUUUCUCCACUUGUUCUCCUAAGGGGGUCCCCUGGCUAUUGCCAUGGCGGGCAUGGGGCCGGGGGGCUACGCGGCAGAGUUCGUGCCACCCCCGGAGUGUCCGGUCUUUGAGCCCAGCUGGGAGGAGUUCACAGACCCGCUCAGCUUCAUUGGCCGCAUCCGGCCUUUGGCCGAGAAAACUGGCAUCUGCAAAAUCCGACCGCCCAAGGAUUGGCAACCUCCAUUUGCGUGUGAAGUAAAAAGCUUUCGAUUCACUCCAAGAGUACAGCGCCUGAAUGAACUUGAGGCAAUGACCAGAGUGAGACUGGACUUCUUGGAUCAACUGGCAAAAUUUUGGGAACUUCAAGGGUCUACUCUGAAAAUUCCUGUGGUGGAGAGAAAAAUUCUGGAUCUGUAUGCUUUGAGCAAGAUUGUGGCCAGCAAAGGAGGUUUUGAAAUGGUCACCAAAGAGAAGAAAUGGUCUAAAGUGGGUAGCCGCUUGGGAUAUCUGCCAGGAAAAGGAACUGGGUCUCUUUUGAAGUCACACUAUGAAAGGAUUCUAUACCCUUACGAGCUUUUCCAAUCUGGUGUCAGCCUUAUGGGUGUACAGAUGCCCAAUUUAGACCUUAAGGAAAAAGUGGCGUCUGAGGUUCUCAGCAGUGAUAUCCAAACCUCCCCAGAGCCGGGCACAAGAAUGAACAUUCUGCCAAAGAGAACAAGACGUGUCAAGUCUCAGUCAGAAUCUGGAGAACUGACUAGAAACACAGAACUGAAGAAGCUUCAGAUUUUUGGAGCUGGACCCAAGGUUGUGGGCCUGGCAAUGGGAACAAAAGAUAAAGAAGAUGAGGUCACCCGAAGAAGAAAAGUUACCAACAGGUCAGACGCAUUUAACAUGCAAAUGAGACAACGGAAAGGAACUCUCUCUGUUAACUUUGUUGAUCUCUAUGUUUGUAUGUUUUGUGGUCGAGGAAACAAUGAGGAUAAAUUGCUUUUGUGUGAUGGAUGUGAUGACAGCUAUCAUACAUUUUGUCUAAUUCCACCACUACCUGAUGUACCCAAAGGAGACUGGAGGUGUCCUAAGUGUGUUGCUGAGGAAUGUAACAAACCUCGAGAAGCCUUUGGAUUUGAACAAGCUGUACGAGAAUAUACACUUCAGAGCUUUGGAGAGAUGGCAGAUAAUUUUAAGUCUGAUUAUUUUAAUAUGCCAGUCCAUAUGGUUCCUACAGAACUAGUAGAAAAGGAAUUCUGGCGUCUGGUCAGCAGCAUUGAAGAAGAUGUUAUUGUAGAGUAUGGGGCUGAUAUCUCCUCAAAAGACUUUGGAAGUGGAUUUCCUGUGAAGGAUGGUCGGAGAAAGAUGUUACCAGAAGAAGAGGAAUAUGCACUUUGUGGUUGGAAUUUGAAUAACAUGCCCGUCCUGGAGCAAUCUGUUCUUGCACAUAUUAAUGUGGACAUUUCUGGUAUGAAGGUGCCAUGGCUCUAUGUAGGAAUGUGUUUCUCUUCUUUUUGCUGGCACAUUGAAGAUCAUUGGAGUUAUUCCAUUAACUACUUGCACUGGGGGGAGCCAAAGACAUGGUAUGGUGUGCCAUCUCAUGCUGCAGAACAACUAGAGGAGGUGAUGAGGGAGUUGGCACCUGAGUUAUUUGAAUCCCAGCCUGAUCUCCUACAUCAGUUAGUCACCAUCAUGAACCCCAAUGUGCUAAUGGAGCAUGGUGUACCUGUGUACAGGACCAAUCAGUGUGCUGGCGAGUUUGUUGUGACAUUUCCUCGUGCCUAUCACUCUGGAUUUAACCAGGGCUACAACUUUGCUGAAGCUGUGAACUUCUGUACUGCUGACUGGUUGCCUAUUGGACGUCAGUGUGUAAAUCAUUACCGCCGGCUAAGGCGUCAUUGUGUCUUUUCACAUGAGGAGCUCAUUUUCAAGAUGGCAGCAGAUCCAGAAUGCUUAGAUGUGGGGCUGGCUGCUAUGGUCUGCAAAGAAUUGACUCUUAUGACUGAAGAAGAAACACGUUUAAGGGAAUCUGUUGUACAAAUGGGUGUUUUGAUGUCAGAAGAAGAAGUGUUUGAACUUGUUCCUGACGAUGAGCGACAGUGUUCAGCAUGCAGAACUACAUGUUUUCUUUCUGCUCUCACGUGCUCCUGUAAUCCUGAGCGGCUUGUAUGUCUCUACCAUCCAACCGAUUUGUGUCCCUGCCCCAUGCAGAAGAAAUGUCUUAGAUAUCGCUACCCACUAGAAGACCUCCCUUCUCUUCUUUAUGGUGUAAAAGUCAGGGCACAGUCCUAUGACACUUGGGUCAGUCGAGUUACAGAAGCAUUAUCUGCUAAUUUCAGCCACAAAAAAGAUUUGAUUGAAUUGCGAGUAAUGCUGGAGGAUGCUGAGGAUAGAAAAUACCCAGAGAAUGAUCUCUUUCGAAAACUCAGGGAUGCUGUAAAAGAAGCUGAGACUUGCGCUUCUGUGGCUCAGCUGCUUCUGAGCAAAAAACAAAAACAUAGGCAAAGCUCAGAUGGUGGGAGGACUAGGACCAAACUGACAGUAGAAGAAUUGAAAGCCUUUGUCCAACAACUAUUUAGUCUUCCAUGUGUCAUCAGCCAAGCUCGACAAGUAAAGAAUUUGCUGGAUGAUGUAGAAGAAUUUCACGAACGUGCUCAGGAGGCCAUGAUGGAUGAAACGCCAGACUCUUCCAAACUUCAGAUGUUGAUAGACAUGGGUUCUAGUCUCUAUGUGGAGCUACCUGAAUUGCCUCAACUUAAGCAAGAGCUACAGCAGGCUCGGUGGCUGGAUGAAGUAAGACUGACCCUCUCAGAUCCACAACAAGUCACUUUGGAUGUCAUGAAGAAACUGAUUGACUCUGGAGUAGGGUUAGCACCCCACCAUGCCGUGGAGAAAGCCAUGGCUGAACUACAGGAGCUUCUCACUGUCUCUGAACGAUGGGAAGAAAAGGCUAAGGUCUGCCUACAGGCAAGACCUAGGCACAGUGUGGCAAGUUUAGAAAGCAUUGUGAAUGAAGCUAAGAACAUUCCAGCCUUUCUACCCAAUGUGUUGUCCCUGAAAGAAGCCUUACAAAAGGCUCGAGAAUGGACAGCUAAAGUAGAAGCUAUUCAGAGUGGCAGCAACUAUGCUUAUUUGGAGCAGCUUGAGAGUUUAUCUGCUAAAGGGCGCCCUAUCCCUGUGCGCCUUGAUGCACUGCCCCAAGUGGAGUCACAGGUAGCAGCAGCACGGGCAUGGAGAGAACGGACUGGGCGGACCUUUCUUAAGAAGAAUUCCAGCCAUACGUUGUUACAGGUGCUAAGUCCCCGGACUGACAUUGGUAUAUAUGGGAGUGGUAAAAACAGAAGGAAAAAAGUAAAAGAACUAAUAGAAAAAGAAAAAGAAAAGGACCUGGACCUUGAACCUUUGAGUGAUCUGGAGGAAGGACUGGAAGAAACCAGAGACACAGCUAUGGUGGUGGCAGUUUUCAAAGAACGAGAACAAAAAGAGAUUGAAGCCAUGCAUUCUCUCAGAGCAGCCAACCUAGCCAAGAUGACAAUGGUGGACCGCAUAGAAGAAGUAAAAUUUUGCAUUUGUCGCAAGACGGCCAGUGGGUUUAUGCUACAGUGUGAGCUCUGCAAAGACUGGUUCCAUAACAGCUGUGUUCCCCUUCCUAAAUCAGGUUCCCAGAAAAAAGGUUCCAGCUGGCAGGCGAAAGAAGUAAAAUUCCUUUGCCCUCUUUGUAUGCGUUCUCGAAGGCCCAGGCUAGAGACUAUUCUGUCACUGCUUGUAUCCCUUCAGAAGUUGCCCGUACGGUUGCCUGAAGGAGAGGCCCUACAAUGUUUGACAGAACGUGCCAUGAGUUGGCAAGAUCGGGCACGGCAGGCCCUAGCCACAGAUGAACUAUCCUCUGCCUUAGCCAAGCUCUCUGUGUUAAGCCAGCGUAUGGUGGAACAGGCAGCUCGGGAAAAAACUGAAAAGAUCAUCAGUGCAGAACUCCAAAAAGCAGCCGCCAAUCCAGACUUACAGGGACACUUACCCAGUUUCCAGCAGUCUGCUUUUAACCGGGCGGUAAGCAGUGUAUCAUCUUCCCCUCGACAAACAAUGGACUACGAUGAUGAAGAAACAGAUUCUGAUGAAGACAUUCGGGAGACAUAUGGCUAUGACAUGAAGGACACAGCCAGUGUGAAGUCCUCUAGUAGUCUAGAACCCAAUCUUUUUUGUGAUGAAGAAAUUCCCAUCAAGUCUGAGGAAGUAGUAACUCACAUGUGGACUGCACCUUCAUUCUGUGCAGAACAUGCUUAUUCUUCUGCUUCUAAGAGUUGUUCUCAAGGUUCUAGCACUCCAAGAAAACAACCUCGGAAGAGCCCUUUGGUUCCUCGAAGUUUGGAACCUCCGGUGUUGGAGUUGUCACCUGGAGCUAAAGCCCAGCUGGAAGAGCUCAUGAUGGUUGGAGACCUCCUAGAAGUAUCUCUAGAUGAAACACAACACAUAUGGAGGAUUUUGCAGGCCACCCACCCACCCUCAGAAGACAGAUUCCUACAUAUCAUGGAGGAUGAUAGCAUGGAAGAGAAACCAUUAAAAAUGAAAGGCAAGGACUCUUCAGAGAAGAAACGUAAGCGGAAGCUAGAAAAGGCAGAACAACUUUUCGGAGAAGGAAAACAGAAAUCCAAGGAGCUGAAGAAAAUGGACAAACCUAAAAAGAAGAAAUUAAAGUUAAAUGCAGACAAAUCAAAGGAACUGAACAAACUGGCCAAGAAACUGGCAAAAGAAGAAGAGAGAAAGAAAAAGAAAGAAAAGGCUGCUGCAGCCAAAGUUGAACUUGUUAAAGAGAGUACUGAAAAGAAAAGAGAGAAAAAAGUGCUGGACAUCCCCUCAAAGUAUGACUGGUCAGGAGCAGAGGAAUCUGAUGAUGAGAAUGCUAUAUGUGCUGCACAAAACUGCCAAAGGCCCUGUAAGGACAAGGUAGACUGGGUACAAUGUGAUGGUGGCUGUGAUGAGUGGUUUCAUCAAGUUUGUGUGGGUGUAUCUCCAGAGAUGGCUGAAAAUGAAGAUUACAUCUGUAUAAACUGUGCAAAGAAGCAGGGGCCAGAUAGCCCAGGUCAAUUACCACCUCCUUCCUACAUAAUGAGCUACAAACUACCAGUGGAGGAUCUUAAAGAGACCAGUUAGCAAAUGCUUGGUUAGUUUGGGACAUGGGGGGAAAUGGACCACAUUGAGACCUUAGUCAUCAAGUAAAGUGGUUUAGAUCCACUCGUAAUGUUGCUUCCAAAGAUGGCCUUCAGAGACAGUCCUCUGAGUUCUGGCUUCCUCUUUGCAUGGAUUGUGUGGGCUACAUUCCCCGUCUACACAUUUGUGCAAAGAAUGUCUUCUUGGCACAGUAGCCAGUAUUUCAACUCAUGUCUCCUUUGAGUAUGGUUUACUGCACUAAAGUCGGACACUUGAUGGAGCUCUUAGGCGGCUGGUUGGCAUUAAUAUAUUGGUGCGCUAGUAAGGCAUGUAGGAUGUGGUUUAUAGCCAGUUGAUAUUAGUUAGAGGCUUACAACCUAGGGGCAAGCACCAUGAGAAGGUGUUGAUUGCUUGAAUCUUCUUAGUUGGGGUAAUUGAAGUUAGAGAACCAUUUUCCUUCUAUCACCUGGUAUUUAAAGCUCUACCAUUAUAACGAGGAGGUACAGGCUAGAAUUACUCCUGUUAGAAGUCUUGGGAUUAUAGCCCAGUCUGUAGGCCUCAGCCACUUGUGCUUGUUUAUACCAAGAAGAAAACCCAAAUAAGAGAACCUUGCACCAUCUGAGGCAGAUCACCUUACCUUCCUAAGGAGGAGGAUGUCAUCUAGUUAGAUUGGAUUCUGGAUCUACAUUUUAGAGAAGAGCAGGUACAUGGAUCCAGGCUUCUGCACCCCCCCACCACCACCACCAAAAAAAAAAAAAGAUGAUGAUGAUGAUGAAAAUGAUGACGACAACGAGGACGACCAGUCAGAAUGUCUUAACUGAGCCACAGUGAUGCAUGCUUUUCGGGAAAACCUUCAUUUACAAGUAUUCCAGACACCACCAGGCUUCAGGCAUGGCCAUGAGCAAGACCAGCAAAUAACAGCUUUUUGCCUUGCAGCUCUGACCCCAAUGUUGUCUGCUGUCUCCAACAUGGCAACUCUGAACAUGGCAACUCUGAACAUGGCCUACAGCAGGAUGCUGUUGAAUAACACCAUGGCUUCAUCAGAGGAUGUGGGGUUGUAGUACUUCUGGGUGAUGAAGUUGUUUUAGUAAAUCCAUUUUUAAAAAGAAAAAAAGGACUUGUUUUUACUUUUUUCUAAAUGUCUCUGACUACUUACUGUUCUAUAAAUAGAUUAUUUUUCCUUUUUUAAUAUACAUAUAUGAAUAUAUAAAUAUAUAUAUUUACUGUUACCAGCAGCAUAUGACAGUUUCAGCAUCAAAAAUCCAUUUGGGAACUUGCUUUUUCUUUGUUGCUUUUUGAUAAAUCCCAGUUCCUUCCUUGUAGUACAAGGAGUUAUCACUCCCUUCUCUAUCCUAGCUUGACCAGAUCUUCCAUUUUGCUUUUGUUCCAAUGAGAUGUAUUUUCUUUUUGUGUUGGGAUUUAUUCCUGUCUUUUGGGAAACUUGGUCUUACUCUAGUCUGUGCUGGCUGUUUUUUCUUUUGUUUGUAAAUGUUUGAAACUAUGGUGCUGUGUCCUCUUCCCUGCUGUUGCAUUCUCUGUUCUUGUUAAAGGGUUAGGUGAGCAGUGUGUAAGCUCUUACUAGAAGGGGACUAAAAUUUUUAAAAGGACAAAAUAACAAAAAAUAGCGUUUUAUCUUCACUAUCUUGUGUCCUUCAUUUUGAUUUACAAAUCUGUGGUUUGACUUAAAUUCAUCAGUUGUCCUUUUAAAAGCGGGUGGGGUGGGCCUAGAAACAGCUUAUAGUCUCCUUUUCCCUUUUUUGCCCCAGUCUCUUUUAAAGAAAUGUCUUCUAGUAACUAGAAGUGAAAUGUACUGUCCAGUUACAGUUUGAGUGGGUAUGAGAUUUAACUCAAAAGUCAUCUUACUUAAAAACAGCAAAAGCUUUCUUAUAAAAUCCAGUUUCUAUAAAUGCUUUCUGUAUGGUUCAUACUACCUACUUUUUGGUCACUCUUUCCGUAGUACUUGACAACAUUUUGAGUGUUUCAACCUGUUAGAUUUGUAAAUGUUGCUGUGUGUGUGUCUUAAGAUUUCAAGUGUAUGUAUGAUUUAAGAUUUCAGUGGACAUUGCAAGGUAACUAAUUAACCAAUUUUAUGUUUUCAUUUUGCCAAACUAAAGACCAUUGGUUAAGAAGUUCAUCUGGUUAUAUUAUAGAAGAAAGCACAAUAUUUUUUGCCUUUUGGUCUUUGUAAAAGUCUUCCAGUACUUGUGGUUAAAAAUUGAAUGUAAUUCAAUUUUUCAAAAAUUCAAGAUGUAAGCAAUGGAUGCCUAGAAUACGUUUUAAGAUUUGAUUUCUCCUUCCCAAUCAUCUGUUAAUUAUGUCAUCAACAAUGGAGAAUCAUAAGAAUGCUGAGAAGAGUGGCCGUUCGGGUGCUUGGUUUCUUGAAGUGUAUAGUGGAUAAAGUUGGCUGUUUGGGAAUAAUUUGUGUGUUUGAUAAUUGUAUUUGCUUGUUGGAGACCUGGGGAAAAUACAAGGCAGUCUUCUACCCAUGAAUAGUUGCCUGUCCUUCUGACAUUUUGAAGCUUAAAUAUAUUAUUUAAUUGAUAACUGUGGGAUUUUCUGAAUUUAUUUGAAAGAUUUGGUCUGCCUUGACCACAGAUUUAAACUGAGGAGAACAGAAGAGAGAAAUUAGUGCCCUCUUCCCUCACCCAAAUGUACAAAUCUGAAGUUUUGGAAUUCACUAAGUAGGAUUCAUCUAUUUAAAGAAAUGUUGGUAUUCUAAUAUAAAGCUUUAUUGCCACUUAAAGAAAAUUACUAAUUUACAACUUACUUCAUACUUCUGUGUUAACAUUUUGUAUUAAAACUUGAUUUAAAAUGUUUCUGAACCCUUCCUGGCUCCCAAAUUUGCCAUUCUUCAUCAUAUUUUAACUUGUGUUUAAUUCUUUCUAAAGUUUUUAUCAUUGCCUUCAUUUCAAAUAUUUUGACAAAGGUAGUAGAAAAGAAACAUGGGGGGAAAAUGGUAGGUCUUUGAUAAUUCUUAAAAGGGUAAAGUCAUUAGAACUGUGCAAAUUCCCAAAUAGCAUUAGUAGUUAGCUUUCUAGUUGGGGAAAGAAGAGGGACAUUUUUUUCCUUACAAAUGUUUAUUUUACUUUCUAUAGUUACUGCAAAAAGCCAUGUUGAUAUAGAUGCUGGGCUUACUAAGCUGUUGCAAACCAUCUUUGCCUGCAUGGUUCAAACUUGUGCCUCAGUACAAUUAUAAAUUAUACUGCAUGUCGUACUUUGAAAAGGCAAACAUUAAAUCUAUGAUUGCCCACAAUCUAGUAAUCAGAAACAUGGCAAAUGCUGACAGAACUUUAAGAUCUGCAUGAUUUUACCUGUGUUUCACUUCUGUUCUUCUAUACUUUUGUCUUUACCAUGUGUCCAGGAAAUGUCAAUUUGUUUUUCUUAAUUGUUGGAUUCUGGAUGUAGUUCAGUGCAUGUGAACAAACUCCCUACUUUCCACUAUUUUAAUUCUGUAGUACAUUUGUAUACAUUAUCAGCCAGUACUUAAAGUAGGAGGAUAAAAAGAAAAAUUAAAAACCCCUCUUUAAAAGGGUGGGAUUAUUCAUUUUUUAAAAGGAGAAAGUGACAGUUUGGAGUGGGACUUGAAAAUUGUAAAUUGUGGAAAAAUGGAGCUGUUGAAGUUCCACACAUAAUUAGGUUCAAUAAAGUUUCACAUGUGAAUUAGCUUCA
Molecule: messenger RNA, 8895 nt
Organism: Marmota flaviventris (yellow-bellied marmot)
Lineage: Eukaryota; Metazoa; Chordata; Mammalia; Rodentia; Sciuridae
Gene: Kdm5a
Product: lysine demethylase 5A
Biological process (GO): regulation of DNA-templated transcription; chromatin remodeling
Cellular component (GO): nucleus; chromatin
Molecular function (GO): histone H3K4me/H3K4me2/H3K4me3 demethylase activity; DNA binding
Source: RefSeq, a predicted model, not a curated record